AUGGCGUCAAGAUUAGACAGAAUUGUCACUAUUCUCGAGACGGGCAGCACCCGUCUGAUUCGGGAUACCGCCGUCAACCAGCUUGCUGAUUGGCAGAAGCAGCACCCGGACGAGCUCUUCAACCUAUUAUCCAGGGUAGUGCCAUAUCUUCGCCACAAAGACUGGGAAACAAGGUCGACGGCAGCCAAGGCCAUCGGCAAGAUCAUCGAGAAUGCUCCCUUAUAUGACCCUAACGAAGACGAGGACUCGCUUCCUGCCCCUCCACCAUCCAUCAAGCCGGAGAUUGGCCACGUCAAGAAAGAAGAAGACCAGGACCUCCUCCCCUUUCCUGACGAUGAACUCUUCAGGCUUGAUUCGCUCCAUCUGGAGAAUGUGUUGAACUACGGCCGUGAACUUGUUCGCGGCGGCACGGUGGAGUACAACCUGGCCGCCCUGGACCCCCAGUCCCGCCUAGCACACCAGAAGAAGACUCUGAACGGCCGACUGGGCCUGUUGGGCAGGAAAUUCGAACCGGACGAGAUGCCUGUCGUUCUCGACAAGGACUCGAUCCCCAUGACGCCUCUCGACGCCUCUGCCACCAAUACCCUAGCACGUACGGACUCUAUGUCGACCGUCGGGCAGAGUCAGCCUGCGGAAGAGUCCGGUUUGAGCUCCAGACAGCUCAACGUGCUCAAGAGGAAACGGAAGCGCGAGGCCCAAAAGGCCGCCAAGGGCGGGUUUGGUGAUUUGUCCAUUAGAAGAACAAAUACCGCAGGCUCCGAAGGCUUCCCCGACGAUACCCAUACCCCGCUAGCAGAUCCGGAUGCCAAGAAGAACGGCAAGAUGAACGACUACUUCAGCCUGGACCGCCCGGCCGAUGUAGACGAGGAGACCAAGGUUGUGAGCGAGUUCAAAGGACCCCUGGAGCCGAUCAAGUCGGAAAUUGAGGUCAGCCACUCCAUGGAAGGAUCGGAAUGGCCCUACGACCGGCUCUGCGACUUCCUCAAAAUCGACGUAUUCGACCCGGUGUGGGAGACACGACACGGUGCUGCCAUGGGCCUCCGCGAGGUCAUCCGAGUCCACGGUGCCGGCGCUGGCCGGUUGCGCUCCAAGUCCCGCCAAGAGAACGACCGGCUCAACAAGGCCUGGCUUGACGACCUCGCCUGCCGCCUGUGCUUCGUGCUGAUGCUCGAUCGGUUUACCGAUUACAGCUCUGACACCUCCGUCGCCCCCAUUCGGGAGACCAUCGGCCAGACCCUGGGUGCCGUCCUUCGUCAUGUGCCCCCGGAGUCCGUGCACAGCAUCUACAAGGUCCUCUACCGCAUGGUCAUGCAAGAAGACCUCGACGUCGGGAGGGUCUGGGCCGUAUGCCACGGCGGCAUGGUCGGCCUGAGAUACGUCGUCGCCGUGAGGAAAGACCUGCUCCUGGAAGACGGUGAAAUGAUUGACGGCGUCAUUCGCGCCGUCAUGAAAGGCCUGCGGGACCAAGACGACGACGUGCGGUCCGUCAGUGCCGCCACGCUGCUCCCCAUGGCCCGGGAGUUCGUCACCAUGCGUCCCGCGGCCAUCGACAGCCUGAUCGACAUCGUCUGGUCCAGCCUCCAGGAUCUGGGCGACGACCUGAGCGCCAGUACCGGCAGGAUCAUGGACCUUCUCGCAACCCUCUGCGGCUUCCCGGAGGUGCUUCAGGCCAUGCAAGUAUCCGCCGACGCCGACGAAGAGCGAACCUUCGACGUCCUCGUGCCCAGGCUGUAUCCGUUCCUACGCCACACCAUCACCUCCGUCCGGCUGGCCGUCCUCAAGGCGCUGUCGACUUUUAUUGGCCUGGAAAAGCAACGGUCCAGCGGAUGGAUGGGUGAGAAGCUGCCAAGGCUCAUGUUCCAGAACAUUCUCGUCGAGAGGGACCAGGAGACGCUCGCCAUGUCCCUCGACGUCUGGUCCUCGCUGGUGACCAGCCUUGCCCGGGACGCAAGCCAGCUCGCCGACGCAGCCAGUGUCGAGCCCAUGAUGCAGCUUGCCCUCCACCCUAUCGGCGUCUCCCGGAAUCCGAUCCCGAUGAACGUCGCCCUCUUCCAGAAACCGUCCGGCGGGACUUACUCGGCUUCGGCCAUGCCUGCACCGCCUCCGCGAAAGGCGUCGUCGCCAGAGGGAGGCGAACGCGCGCCCAAGCGGCGGAGGAAGUCUACCAAAGUCGACGACACGCCUGUUGCCGCCCCCGGCCACGACGUGGACGGUCACAUGAUGCAAGGAGACGUGGACCUUGUCGGCAUGGAUACCUUGAUUCGGUCCAGGUCGUCGGCCGCCAAGGCCGUCGGCCUGCUCAUGUCCCGUGUCCCCGCAGACCGCCUCGCCGACUACGAGCGGCAUAUCAUCCCGGCGCUUUCGUCGCCCUACUCGUCGACCCAGCUGACCGCAUGCGUGAUCAUCGAGGAAUAUGCCAGGAACUGCUCCGGCUCUGGGGUGGUGUCCUCGCGCUUCACGAAGCCUCUUCAGCAGAUCAUCGACGAGGAAAGACCCGGCCACUACAGAGAUCUCGUCAGCUAUAUGCAUCGUGUCCGGUCUCAGUGCACGCAGCUCGUCAACAUGUUCCGAGACCACGGCAAACUAUCCAGCAGGCACCUUCCGACGCUGGCCGUCGUUGUCCAAGGCGAGCCGGAGGCCGGGCCGGGGGCGUUCUCCAUGGCCGUCGCCGACAAGAUCGUGCACGAGGAUUUCGACAAGUUUAAGAAGGCCAUGUCGCCCGGCCAGAGACUGAUAGCCAGCCAGAUGCUGACCGAAGCCCGAGAUGUGGCGGCCGCUGCCAUCUCGGACGCCAAGGCCGCCAAGGAGGCCCGAGAUGUACGCAUUAAGGCGGGUGCCGCCUGCGCCCUCGUGGCCGUCAAGGCGCUUCCCAAGAAGCCGAGCCCCCUCAUCAAAGCCAUCAUGGACAGCAUCAAGACGGAGGAAAACCAAGAAACCCAGAGCCGCUCGGCGGCCAACAUUGCUCGGCUCGUUCAGCUGUUCACCGAGCUUGGCCGGAAGGGACCGGCCGAGAAGGUCGUGUCCAACCUCAUCAAGUUCUCCUGCGUGGAAGUUGCCGAGACGCCAGAAUUCCCCGUGCACGCGUCCAAGACGGACUGCAUACUGUCCAUGCAGAAGGAAGAGGACAGGGUCGACCACGCGGACGCAGUCAAAUGGGCCAAGGAAGCCAAGGCAGCCCGUAUCACGAGGCGGGGUUCGAAAGAGGCGCUCGAGCUCCUGUCCCGGAUAUACGGCGCCGAGUUGCUCAACACGGUACCGGUUCUACGGACGUUCAUGGAAGAACCCCUCGUCAAGGCGUUCUCUGGGCCUCUUCCCGACCGAGCAAAGAACGCCGAGGACACGUUUGGUCAAGAGAUCGUCGAUGCCAUGUCGCUGAUUCGGACCCUGACGCCGACGCUGGAUCCUGCCGUCCAUCCCUUCAUCAUGCAGAUGGUUCCGCUCGUCAUCAAGGCGCUGCACUCGGAGCUCGCCGUGUUCCGUUACAUGGCGGCCAAGUGCAUGGCCACGAUCUGCAGCGUCAUCACGGUCGACGGCAUGACGGCCCUGGUGGAGAGGGUUCUGCCGUCGAUCAGCAACCCGGUCGACCUGAGCUUCCGCCAGGGCGCCAUCGAGGCGAUCUACCACUUGAUCGCGGUCAUGGGGGACGCCAUACUCCCCUACGUCAUCUUCCUCAUCGUCCCCGUGUUGGGUCGCAUGAGCGACUCGGACAACGACAUCCGCCUGAUUGCCACCACAUCCUUCGCCACCCUGGUCAAGCUGGUUCCGCUCGAGGCCGGCAUACCCGAUCCACCGGGCCUGUCGGAAGAGCUCCUGCGGGGACGGGAUCGGGAGCGGACGUUCAUUUCGCAGCUUUUGGACCCCAAGAAAGUCGAGCCUUUCAAAAUCCCCGUGGCCAUCAAGGCCGAGCUGCGGUCGUACCAGCAGGAAGGCGUCAACUGGCUGCAUUUCCUCAACAAAUAUCAUCUCCACGGGAUUCUCUGCGACGACAUGGGCCUGGGCAAGACCCUGCAGACGAUUUGCAUCGUGGCCAGCGACCACCACCAGCGCGCCGAGGAAUUCGCCAAGACGGGGGCGUCGGACGUCAGGCGGCUCCCUUCCCUCAUCGUCUGUCCGCCCACGCUGUCGGGGCACUGGCAGCAGGAGAUCCAGACGUAUGCGCCCUUCCUGAGCGUCACGGCUUAUGUCGGGCCGCCGGCCGAACGGAAGGCGAUGAAGGAAUCGUUAGACAAGACGGAUAUCGUGGUCACCAGCUACGACGUGUGCCGGAACGACGUGGACGUUCUCGUGCGGUACAAUUGGAACUACGUCGUGCUGGACGAGGGCCACCUCAUCAAGAACCCGAAGGCCAAGAUUAGCCUCGCGGUCAAGCGGCUCCCGAGCAACCACAGGUUGAUCCUGACAGGCACGCCGAUCCAGAACAACGUGUUGGAGCUCUGGUCGCUCUUCGACUUCCUCAUGCCGGGCUUUUUGGGGGCGGAGAAGGUGUUCCUCGACCGCUUCGCCAAGCCGAUCGCGGCCAGCCGGUUCAGCAAGGCGUCGUCCAAGGAGCAGGAGGCCGGCGCGCUCGCGAUCGAGGCGCUCCACAAGCAAGUGUUGCCGUUCCUGCUGCGGCGACUCAAGGAGGAAGUGCUGAACGACCUGCCGCCGAAGAUCUUGCAGAACUACUACUGCGACUUGAGCGAACUGCAGCAGAAGCUGUUCGAGGAUUUCACCCGGAAGCAAGGCAGGAAGCUGCAGGAGGAGGCCGGAAAGGAGGACAAGGAGGCCAAGGCGCACAUCUUCCAGGCGCUGCAGUACAUGCGCAAGCUGUGCAACUCGCCGGCGCUGGUGAUGAAGCCGGGGCACGGGCUGUACGAGGAGACGCAGCGGCUGCUCCACAAGAAGGGCACCAGCCUGGAAGACGUGGCGCACGCGCCCAAGCUCACGGCGCUGCGGGACCUGCUGGUGGACUGCGGCAUCGGCGUCGAGGGGGGCGAGUCGAACGACCCGCUGUACCAGCCGAUCAAGCCGCACCGGGCUCUGAUCUUCUGCCAGAUGAAGGAGAUGCUCGACAUGGUGCAGAACAAGGUGCUCAAGGACCUGCUGCCGAGCGUGUCGUUCUUGCGGCUGGACGGGUCGGUGGAGGCCAACAAGCGGCAGAGCAUCGUGAACAAGUUCAACCACGACCCGUCGUACGACGUGCUGCUCCUGACGACGAGCGUGGGCGGGCUGGGGCUGAACCUGACGGGGGCGGACACGGUGAUCUUCGUGGAGCACGACUGGAACCCGCAGAAGGACCUGCAGGCGAUGGACCGGGCGCACCGGAUCGGGCAGAAGAAGGUGGUCAACGUGUACCGGCUCAUCACGCGGGGGACGCUGGAGGAGAAGAUCCUCAGCCUGCAGCGGUUCAAGAUCGACGUGGCGUCGACGGUGGUCAACCAACAGAACGCGGGGCUGGCGACGAUGGACACGGACCAGAUCCUCGACCUGUUCAACCUGGGCGACACGGGGCCGGGGCUCAUCACGGACAAGGCGGCGCAGAACACGAUGGAGGGGCGGGAGGAGGACAUGGUGGAUGUCGAGACGGGCGACGUCAUCACGGGGACGCAGACGGGCAAGAAGGCGUGGAUGGACGACUUGGGCGAGCUGUGGGACAACCGGCAGUACGAGGAGAGUUUCGACCUGGAGGGGUUCUUGAAGACGAUGCAGUAG
Molecule: messenger RNA, 5691 nt
Organism: Sodiomyces alkalinus F11
Lineage: Eukaryota; Fungi; Ascomycota; Sordariomycetes; Glomerellales; Plectosphaerellaceae
Product: putative TBP associated factor
Exons: 3
Coding region: 1-5691 (1896 amino acids)
Molecular function (GO): ATP-dependent chromatin remodeler activity; ATP binding; TBP-class protein binding
Source: RefSeq, a predicted model, not a curated record